This is a messenger RNA of Galendromus occidentalis (western predatory mite), 2400 nucleotides long. RefSeq names its product chromosome transmission fidelity protein 18 homolog (gene cutlet). Gene Ontology annotation, molecular function: ATP hydrolysis activity; ATP binding. The transcript has 15 exons. Bases 1 to 2400 code for a protein of 799 amino acids. Lineage: Eukaryota; Metazoa; Arthropoda; Arachnida; Mesostigmata; Phytoseiidae. The record is from RefSeq and is a predicted model, not a curated record.
AUGGAGGACAUGGAGGAAGAGCCCAGUGACACUCUCACGAGGGAAGAUGAGGAAGAAGAAGAAGCGCCUGCUGGGAGGAGCGUCAAGAGGCUUGCUUCUCCGACCCCAGGAUGCUCUUCAGACUCCCCUGACGCGAAGAGGGUCCGAUCCGAGAGUCCUUCAGGCGAUCUCGAGAUCGACCUCGACACUUCAACUCACGAGGAAGUUCCCCCAGUUCCGCCGGUCACUAGAUGGGCAAAUGUUUUCCCCGUUCGAACUCGCGAUGGUAGACUGUCCCUGGUUCCGGUGCGCAGUACAAACUCCAUCGAAGCAUCUACUGAAAGCGUACCGAGCAACGGGGAAAAACUGUCCCUACUGAAAAAACCCUUCUGGGACGUAUUUCUCGAAGCAGAGGCGGAGUUGGAGAGAUUGCGCCAAGUUCCCGUCUCCCACCUUGAUACCUCUGCCGAGAACGCCGCCUUGCCCGAGGGUUACGCCGAUGUGGAAGAAACGAGACCCGGGGGUCACCGAGACAGCAGAGAACAGAGGCCCAACGAUGAACUAUGGACUGAAAAGUACAAACCGAAAAGCUUCCGAGAUCUUCUCAGUGAUGCGGCGCUUAACCGUAUGGUCUUGCAAUGGCUCAAACUGUGGGAUGCUUGCGUCUUCAAUAAAGAGGUGAAGAAACCUCCCCCCGUCCCUCAGGAAACAAACGAAAGGAAACGUUUCUUCCAGAGGUGGCUGCCAGAGCUGAACAUGGAGCUCGAUAAGUCGAGGCGUCCCGUGCAACCCGUGGUGUUGGUGGCCGGACCGCCCGGGCUCGGGAAGACGACCCUAGCUCAUGUUCUCGCGAGACACUCCGGCUAUAAUGUGGUCGAGCUGAACGCGUCGGACGACCGUAGUCCGGAGGCUUUCCGAUCUGCGCUGGAAAGCGCAACCCAGAUGAAGUCCGUCUUGGAUAAAGAAUGCCGGCCGAACUGUCUCGUCAUCGACGAAAUCGAUGGCGCACCGUCGCAAUCCAUAGCCGUCCUGCUCAAUAUGCUGAAGCCAGAACCCGCUGCGGAGGGCAAAAGCAAGAAACGGAAACCUAAAGUCCUCACACGGCCUGUGAUUUGUAUCUGCAACGACCCUUGGGGUCCAGCUCUGCGACAACUCCGACAAAACGCGAUUCUCAUUCAGGUGCCGUCCAUACAAACCCAAAGGCUUUCCGCGAGAUUACAAAAUAUUCUUCGGAGAGAACGUAUGAAGUACGACUCCGCGGCCUUGCAAGCCCUAGCUGAGAAAACCGGGAAUGACAUCCGGAGCUGUCUAUCAACUCUUCAAUUCCUCCACUCGAGAAAAGGUGCUGUGAGCAUGACCGACGUGACAGCUACAAACGUCGGCAAUAAAGACACCCAACAGACUCUAGGCAACGUACUUCAUGGGAUUUUCAGCAAACCUCGAGAGACUCAGACCAGCGGCCGACGUGCGAGAUCGUCUGACAUACCCGGUCUCGUUCAAUCCUUUGGGGAUUACGAGCGCGUGAAUCAGGCUCUCUUCGAUACCUAUAUCAGCCGACAGGGACUCGACUCUGAAAUGACCUCUAAGGUUCCGCUAUCUUCGGAAUGGCUCUGUUUCGCGGAUCAGGUACAAUCAGUCAUAAUGAGCACUCAAAACUACUCAUUGAUGGCGUAUGGUUCGUUUACGGCAGCUCGUUUCCAUACCAUGCACGCCAGCUAUAGACCGACCAAGCUGGUGAUGAACAACUCUCACGUCGAGAAUUACAUGAAAUCCCAGAAAAUGAAACACCAUCUGUCCUCGCUUCUGUCUUCCACCACUCCGUCGAUGGCCGCUCAAUAUUCGGGAUCGAAUAUUCUGCUUGAGGUUUUGCCUUUCGUCUUCGGUAUCAUCCAACCCCAGCUGAAAUCGUCUAACGUUCAGCUCCUCAACGACGAAGACCGCACUAAAUUCAGAGCCGCCACUGGAGUCAUGUCAGCCUUCGGUCUGAUGUUCCAACAGCGCCACAUUGAAGGCCGAUACUCGUUCGAGCUCGAACCGAACAUCGAAGAGCUCGUGCGCUUCCCCGGUAUAGAGCAAUCUUUCACGCCCCUGACGUACGCCGCAAAACUCAUGUUCUCUCGGACCCUGGAGCUGCAGAAAGUGCGCAGCUCGGAGGACUCCGUUACUUCGACCGUCAGAGCGAAGAAGGUCACGAAAAGCUUGGCUCAAGUAUCGAAACCGGCCAUACAGCCAGAGAGAGUCAGGAAAGACUUCUUCGGUAGAGUUAUCAAGAAAAAGUCACUGAGCGACGAAAGCCCGAGUCAGCAGACUGAGAGGGAGCAAGAGGAAGCAAAAUCGGAAUCGUACUCGGUGUAUUAUAGGUUUAAGGAAGGGUUCAGCAAUGCUGUUCGAAAAAAUUUGAAGAUUAAGCAAAUACUCUAG